AGUCAUGGCUGUUGCAAUGUUGUAUUCGAAACAGUUGUAAUGGCAGUUACCCCAACAGUAAUCCUAAACCUAUCCCUAACCCUAACCCAAACAAAACAGCCCUAAAGAAUACGCAUAGCCACCCCUAUAACCGAGUGGUCAACCCCGGAAAGGGAUCAGCCCACACAUACAGCUAGAGUAACUAUCUGUGAACACAUCAAAUGGUCUCUGUUUGACCCUUGUGUUCUGAGGAAGAAGGCACGUCAACCAAACUCUCAGAACUACGGCUGAAGAUGGCAACAGCAUCCGAGAUCGCUAUCCCCCAGUCUGCAGCAGACAUCGCCCCCUCCUGGGUGCAGCAGGUAUUGCAGAAGGAUCUCCCGGGCAUCACCAUCACGGACGUCGAUGUCAAGGGAUCCAUCAGCGAAGGAGAAGGAUUCAUGAGUAGCAUCAUCGCCUUUGAUGCUAUGGGGACAAGGAAUGGCACAACUCAGCGCUACAGUCUGGUCGCUAAACUGACGGAUUUUGCGCGGCCGUUGACCGUAACAGAAGAGUGGUCAAAGGACUUUCAUAUCCGAGCCGAGACGUUGGAGGUCAAGUUUUACUCUGAUGCAGUUCCCGAGCUCUUGUCUGUGUUAAUCUCAAACACAGAGCGUGAAUCUACGCCAAUGAAUGAAGAUGAAGAAAAUCCUCCUCCUACUGAUUCCUUGUUCCUGCCAAAAUGCUACUUCGCCGCUACAGAUCCAAACUCCAUGCUGUCCGUCAGGGUAAUGGAGAACUUGAAAACUCAGGGGUUCUCUAUCAAACCCGACCGCCAACCGCUGGACCGUGAGGAGAUGAUGCUUGCUACCGGGGCCCUGGCUCAGCUACACGGCCUGUCACAUCUACUGGAGCUCCGUCUCGGCAAACCCCUUGACGAGCAGUACGACUGGAUCAUGACGUCCAAAGAUACUUUAGCUGCGAAGGAUGAAAUAACCCACGUUUAUCAAAAAAGCGUGAAGGAAUUCGCCACAGCUUUUCCUGACGUCCAGACAGACCUCGUAGCUCGACUGGAGAAGUUGGACCCCAUGAUUAUCUUUGGGGAGACCUCGAAGCGUAAGGUGCUUUGUCAUACGGAAUGUUGGAUCAACAAUAUCAUGAUUAAGUACGACGGAGACAGGCCCAUCGCAGCAAGGCUGGUGGACUGGCAGAGUCCGAUGCACAAGCCGCCAACCUACGACCUGACUCUCCUGUUCCUGUGUAACGCGAGCUGGGACGUCUUCCAUAACCACAGGGAUGCCAUUCUGGCUCACUAUCAUCACAAACUACAGGAGACCAUGGGUCCCAACGAAUCCUCGGGCCUAAAGAGCUAUACGCUGGAACAGUUGAAGGCAGACUUCAGAGCCGACUGUCUGCACGGGUUGAUCAACCGGUUCAUACGCCUGGCGGUCCUGCCUGCAAGUGCAGACCUGCUGAGGAUGAUCCAAGAGAUCCAGGAGUGGGGAGUUCUCUAAAGUUUUACGUUUCAACAGUAGAUCAGUAUAUCCAGUGCUCAUGUUUAUUUGUUUGGUUGGUUGGUUGUUUUGUUUGUUAAAGAAGUUAGGGCCGUUUCUUUUGUGAGAAAAAAAGUUUAAAUAACGUACACGUCACUCAUAUUUCUUUUAUAGCAGAGAUGUAUCAGUAGAUAAGUAUAGCGAUGCGUAGUCCAUUAACAGUCAGUGCUUGUGUUUUGUUUGCUUGUUUGUUUGUUUGUUUGUUUGUUUGUUAAAGAAGAAAGUGCCACUUCUUUUGUGGGGAAGAAGUUAAAUGUAAUCAUAUAUAACGUUACGGUCGUACGUUUCACGUCAUUUAUUUUUUUUUAUGGCAGGAACUUAGUGAGAGGAAAACAGUAACCUUUAGCUUACAUAGUUAGUAAUCUCUUGGAGAUUUUUACGUAACGUAUGUUAAUUCGCCAACUGUGCCACUUACACAACAAAGUUUAGGAAGGUUGAAACAACAAAAUAACUAAUGGACGCCUUUUUCACGACAACGUUUCAGUUGGAUUGCUCACGGUCUCACAAUGCCCCCUAGUGAUCAGAAAGGAAAAUGCAGCCCUUUCGUUGACAUUAGGCAGAGAAAGCUUGAAGUUGAUUGGCUGCUGUGGUGUUCAAUUGAUACGCUACCACUGGUCAACGUGUAGCAUCUCUACCAAUGAGAAUGCUUAAGACAUGAUGAAAUUGACCAAUCAUAGACAUUAUCAAAAUCUUUCCAUCUGGAAUGAUGGUAAUAAUUAUUUUGUCCGCUAGGCGGCGCUUUUGUAUCAGCACGCCGUUGCGCUGUUCAACUAUUGUUGUUCUUUGAUUUAUGACCAAAGCCUGUACAUUUCUUUAAGACAUUAGCCUUCAUUUUCACCUGACUUCAUAAAAUAUUCAUAUCGGUUACGGACAUGAAUAGAGAUGUUCUCUGGUAAUUAUAGUUUUCUUAGCCAAAGAAAUGCUGAUUUUAUUCUGUUUAAUGAUUUUAAUACUGACAUCAGUGCCACUAAGUUCUAUAGCAUACAUUUGUACAUUGUAUCACUGAAUAUAGGAUUAAAAGUUUUGUUGGUUGU
Branchiostoma floridae (Florida lancelet) is the source of this 2545-nucleotide messenger RNA. RefSeq lists its product as uncharacterized. NCBI's taxonomy places the organism in Eukaryota, Metazoa, Chordata, Leptocardii, Amphioxiformes, Branchiostomatidae. The record is from RefSeq and is a predicted model, not a curated record. The coding region runs from base 273 to 1472 and encodes 399 amino acids. The transcript is spliced from 4 exons.